CUGAUGCACGAUCUACUAAAUUCGCGCACACGACUGCUGUACAGUUGUUACGUGAUAGUUAGUGUCGUUGCGCUAUUCUGAGCUGGGUUAUGUUGUGGUUAAUGUUUACACCUAGGGCCAACAGCAGAGCACAGUUUCCUCUUUCUAAACUUUGCAACAUACUACUUACCCGACGUUCGUCAAAAAUGGAAAUGUAUUUUAUGCAAUCAGGCAUCAGACUCCCAUUGGCUGACUCCUGCAGAGAGGGAGGGGCUGUUGAUGGAACUGAAGGCAACAGGUUGGGUGCUGGUGGAGGGGCGGGAUGCCAUCUAUAAGGAGCUGGACUUCAAAACCUUCAACCAGGCUUUUGGCUUCAUGUCCCGAGUAGCUUUGCAAGCAGAGAAGAUGAACCACCAUCCUGAGUGGUUUAAUGUUUACAACAAGGUUCAAAUAACCUUGAUAACGCAUGACUGCGGAGGAUUGUCAAAAAGAGACAUCAAACUGGCCAAGUUUAUUGACCGUGUGGCCCUGACCAUGUAGAUUUGACUGAGUGGCUUUAUAUUUACAUUUGUUUUUUUUCUUCCUAAGUUUUGCUGUAUAAGCUGCUGUAUAUAUCAGAAAAUUAUGCAAUGAAAAAUAUGAAAAUUUAAAAUC
Molecule: messenger RNA, 633 nt
Organism: Anguilla rostrata (American eel)
Lineage: Eukaryota; Metazoa; Chordata; Actinopteri; Anguilliformes; Anguillidae
Product: pterin-4-alpha-carbinolamine dehydratase 2-like
Exons: 4
Coding region: 259-519 (86 amino acids)
Biological process (GO): tetrahydrobiopterin biosynthetic process
Molecular function (GO): 4-alpha-hydroxytetrahydrobiopterin dehydratase activity
Source: RefSeq, a predicted model, not a curated record